CUGGGCUACAGGGCGGCGCACCACCUGCUGCAGGCCCAUGCUAAAGUCUGGCAUCUCUACAACGAUCAUUUUCGUCCGACUCAAAGAGGAAAAGUGUCCAUUGCCCUUAGCUCCCACUGGAUAAAACCUCAAAAUAUGACUGAAAAAAAUAUAAAAGAAUGCCAAAAAUCGCUUGAUUUUGUGCUUGGCUGGUUUGCUAAGCCCAUAUUUAUUGAUGGCGAGUAUCCAGAGAGCAUGAGGAGUAACCUGUCAUCUCUGCUGCCCGAAUUCAGUGAAGUUGAGAAGAAAUACAUCAAGGGAACAGCUGACUUCUUUGCUCUGUCAUUUGGAGCGACCCUGAGUUUCCAGCUCUUGGACUCUCACAUGAAAUUCCAGCAGUUGGAAUCAAUAAGCCUGAGACAGCUCCUUUACUGGAUAAGCAGUGAAUAUAACAACCCCAAAAUAUUCAUUGUGGAAAACAGCUGGUUUGUUUCUGGUAGCACCAAGAGAGAUGAUGCCAAAUAUAUUUAUUAUCUCAAAAAGUUCAUCAUGGAAACUUUAAAAGCCAUCCGGUAUGAUGGAGUUAAUGUGUUUGGAUACACAGUCUGGUCCCUGCUGGACGGCUUUGAAUGGCACAGGGGAUACAGCAUUCGACGUGGACUGUUUUAUGUUGAUUUUCAAAGCCAUGACAAGAAGCUGAUGCCAAAAUCUUCCGUCUUGUUCUAUCAAAAGCUGAUAGAGAAAAAUGGCUUCCCACCUUUGCCUGAAAACCAGCCCACAGAAGGGGUCUUUCCCUGUGGCUUUGCUUGGGGAGUUGUUGACAACUACAUCCAGGUAGACACGACACCUUCCCAGUUUCUUGACCCUAAUGUUUAUGUGUGGGAUGUUCAUCAGACGAAGCAGCUUAUUAAAGUGAAUGGGGUUUUUACCUCCAAACGCAAGCGGCACUGUGUUGACUUUGCUGCUAUCAGGUUCCAGAUCUCUCUUCUGCAGGAAAUGCAUGUCACACACUUCCAUUUUUCACUAAAAUGGUCUUUAAUUCUUCCUUUAGGUAACCUUUCUCUAAUCAAUCACACACUUGUACAUUAUUAUCAGUGUUUCGUUAGUGAACUUCUCAGAGUUAACAUAACUCCUGUUGUUGCAUUAUGGCAACCUAUGGCUGAGAAUCAAGAGCUUCCAGUUUCACUUGCCAAAUAUGGAGCCUGGGAAAACCCAGAAACUGUUCAGGCCUUUGUUGAAUAUGCCAAACUGUGUUUUACAAAUCUUGGGGACCAUGUGAAAUUUUGGAUCACAAUGAACGAACCCUCUGUGAAAAACCUGACAUACACUGCCGGGCACAAUCUGUUGAAAGCCCAUGCAAAAGCAUGGCAUCUUUAUGAUAAAGAAUUCAGACGAUCUCAGAAAGGUAAAAUAUCUAUAGCUCUGCAAGCUGACUGGGUAGAACCAGCUUGUCCCUUUUCCAAAAAUGACCAAGAAGUUGCUGACAGAAUUUUAGAAUUUGAUAUUGGCUGGCUUGCAGAGCCCAUCUUUGGGAAUGGUGACUACCCACGCAUGAUGAGAGGAUGGCUUCACCAAAGAAACAGUGUUGACCUGUAUAAUUUCCACUUGCCUUAUUUCUCAGAAGAAGAAAAGAAGUUAAUCCAAGGCUCAUUUGACUUUUUUGCCUUAAGUCACUACACUACUACCCUUGUGGGCUGGGAGAAAGAAGAUGCACUAAAAUAUGAUCACUAUCUUGAAGUUCAAAUGAUCAAUGACAUCACAUGGCUGCACUCUCCUGGGCGAGCUGCAGUGGUGCCCUGGGGAUUGCGUAAAUUGCUCAAGUGGGUUAAAUCAAAGUAUGGUGAUGUCCCAGUAUAUAUUAUGGCUAAUGGAAUUGACGAUGACCAGAAUAUGGUGUAUGAUAAGCUCAGAGUAUAUUACAUACAGAAUUACAUCAAUGAAGCUUUAAAAGCUUACACCCUGGAUAAUGUUAACCUACAAGGAUAUUUUGUGUAUUCUUUUAAUGACAAGACUGCUCCUAAAUAUGGUCUCUACAGUUAUGUUGCGAAUCAAUAUGAACCAAAGCCUUCUAUGAAACGUUACAGAGAAAUAAUUGACAAGAAUGGUUUUCCUAGACCUGAAACUCCUGAUGUAUUGUGCCCUGAAGAGAUUGUCUCGUGUCCCGAAUGCCACUUUUUCCGAACCAGAAAAUCAUUAUUAGCCUUUAUAGCUUUCAUAUUUGUUGCUUUUAUUGUUACUAUAUUCCUCAUUAGUUACUAUUCCAAAAGGGUAGAAAGACGGUAUAAAUAGAGCUGUCCAUCUAUAUACACUUACUACCUUUCUACUUGCAUCCCCUUGGAAAACCUGAAUAAUAGCACACAAUGUUGUGAUUGGCUUCAGCACGUGGAAGCCAAUAAUGCUGCCUGAAACUGCAGAACAUGGACAGUGAAAAAAAGAUGGUUAGCAUAUGGCCUACAGAAAUCAUUUUCUGUGGUUUAGUACGUUUGGUUUGUGACAAGUCCUUAAUUCCUGUGGUUGGAGUUACCU
Molecule: messenger RNA, 2505 nt
Organism: Struthio camelus australis
Lineage: Eukaryota; Metazoa; Chordata; Aves; Struthioniformes; Struthionidae
Gene: KL
Product: klotho
Biological process (GO): carbohydrate metabolic process; fibroblast growth factor receptor signaling pathway
Molecular function (GO): fibroblast growth factor binding; hydrolase activity, hydrolyzing O-glycosyl compounds; fibroblast growth factor receptor binding
Source: RefSeq, a predicted model, not a curated record